AAUAAUUAGACCUUUUUAAACGCCUUCCACAUAAAUACCCAAUAAAAUAUUAAAUUAUUUUAAUAAUUACCUACUAAUUAAAAUGCGCAUAAUUGGCAUAAACAAAACAUUUUAAAUUUUAUAAACUACCAACAGCAAACGAUCACUGCACUGCGUAUGGACAAUGCCGAAUUUAGUGAACAGAUGUAAGCCGAAUCCAUUGAUGAAAAUGGAGAAGGAAAACGAGAACCAGGACUUGCGUCGAAAGCUGAAAAACUUGCAGAAAGUAACCUUUCGUUCGCUCUCAGAGCGAUCACCAGGACAGACCAACAAGGAAACCGUUUGGGAUCGUUUGAGCAAAGUAAAGAAGAGCGCCAGCAAUGAAGGUAGUUUGUUGAUCGGCAGCAAGGGCCGUACCCAUAUGCCGGCCAAGUGUUCGAUGCGAUUGCAACCGGCGCGCCCGCUGGGACAACGAACUAACAAAAAGCCGCUUACACCAAAUACAAAUCUCAACAAGCGGAUUAUGGAGAAGAAAUCUUACCGUAUAAUUAAAGGCAAAGCGGUGUACACACCUGAGCUGGAAGCUGAUGACAGCACAUUCAGUUGCAAGCGUAUAAAAUCUGUGAAGGAGAUUAUGACAGCGCGCAGUAUUUGCGAUUCUAGAACUUCUUCGGACGAAUCGGAUUCCGCAAAAACUUCACCCAGAUCCGAGAACAUGAGUCCCAUGGUAACAGUGCCGCGCAUCAAAGAUUAUGAUACUGAUGAUUUCGAAAUAGUGAAUCAAGUUGAGUCACAAGAUUCGUUGGAGGACUUUGUGGUUGCUCCACUCAUACCUGUGCCAACCACCGAGUCCUUGAAUAUGAGCGCCUACAUAACAUCAAACUUUUGCUGCCUUUUGGACAACAGGAAAAAGAAUAUGGAACCCGAGGAGAUAUCGGUGAUCAAAAAUGUGGUGAAGACUGAUGAGCGCCAUCGACAUCUCCAGCCAAACGAUUCUAUAUUGUUCAAGGAGAUACUCAAAACGCAGUUGAAAGAGAUAAUACGUCAAGAAAUGGUUGUCAAAUUGGCUUUAAAAAACUUACACGAACUUCCAGAGACCGACUGCCCAUCCACUAUAGCAACACAUAAGCCAAGCACACCAAAUUCGGCGCAUAAGAAACCACAAGUGGAUGUGAUCUUCAAGAAUGUACCAACGUUGGAAAAGGAGAUAAUCAUCUUGAAAGCUUUGGGUGAACAACUGGAGGCGACGCUAAAGCGCACGGUGUCUCAAAAUGAACUAAAAUUACUCGAGCUCAACAAGUUGGCCAUACCCAUAGCCAACAAGUGGCACUGUUCCUACCCAGACAAUGUGGAAUAUGCAAGCAUUGCGCUUAUGCCCAAGGGUAUACGCAGAUGCGUGGGUAUUCUACAGAAAUUCCGCAUGGAGCUCAAGACCAUUGUCGAACUGAAGGAACAAGCCAAUCAUCACUUUUAUCUACCCUCCCACAAAGAUAACAGCGAGCUCAAGCGCACUACGUUCAAGCGACUAAAAGAGAACCCCGACUUGUUGAGGCGUUACCUGAAGCCCAAGAAUACACUCGCACCUUUUAAUGUGUUGGAGCAAGAUCCUUGUUUCUUUAACAGCUUUCUCUAUAGUCCUUGUGUAAUAGGGGGCAUAGAAAGUGUUGUGUCACUGUCAAAGGAUUUGGUUGCGGCAGCGCCAGCCGCGAAAUUGUCGACGACACAGGUUGGUGAUAGUGCGCGUAGUGUUUGUGUGCCUUACAAGUAUGUGAAAGAGCCACUGAAGAUCGAAGAGAUUCAAAACACUCUAACCGAUGCCUUCUUUAAUGAACAGCCACCGAUCGCGCCGCAACAGCAAGCGCAAAGCUUGCCAACUGAACCAGAAAAUAAAGAACUACACGUACCUCGAGUGUGUGAGGCGCCAGUGCGUGGGCGAAAGCGGCGUCGUAUACGAAAGCGUACAACACCGUUGUCGCCGUACAAUGACACUGAUCCGAAGAAUAAUUUGUUCAAGACCAUACUGGUGGGCAGCGUUCAAAUAUCAGUGUUCUUGCUACUUAUUAUGGCUGUCACAUAUCCUGACUUAAGGUGUUGA
Molecule: messenger RNA, 2074 nt
Organism: Rhagoletis zephyria (snowberry fruit fly)
Lineage: Eukaryota; Metazoa; Arthropoda; Insecta; Diptera; Tephritidae
Source: RefSeq, a predicted model, not a curated record